This is a messenger RNA of Rhodamnia argentea, 4822 nucleotides long. RefSeq names its product pleiotropic drug resistance protein 1-like. The coding region runs from base 99 to 4460 and encodes 1453 amino acids. Gene Ontology annotation, molecular function: ATP hydrolysis activity; ATP binding; ABC-type transporter activity. Lineage: Eukaryota; Viridiplantae; Streptophyta; Magnoliopsida; Myrtales; Myrtaceae. Gene Ontology annotation, cellular component: membrane. The transcript has 24 exons. The record is from RefSeq and is a predicted model, not a curated record.
CGUUCUUUCGCAGCCCCCUCGAAACAAUGCUCGAUUCGUGGCCCAUCUUUUCUAUACUAUCCUAAAAGAAUCAAUCUCGGGGACGCAUCCAUUCAUUCAUGGAGGGAGGAGAUGUCUACAGAGCGAGCAAGAGCCUUCGCGCGAGCAGCUCCGGCAUGUGGAGGAACAGCAGGAUGGACGAGGUCUUCUCGAGGUCCUUGUCGCGCCGAGGAGACGAGGAUGACGACGACGAAGAAGAAGCUCUCAAAUGGGCUGCCCUUGAGAGGCUCCCCACGUUCGACCGCCUGAGGAAGGGCAUUUUGACCGCCUCGCACGGUCGAGCAGACGAGGUCGACAUCCUGAACCUCGGAUUCCAGGAGAGGAAGAAGUUGGUCGAGAGGUUGGUGAGGGUGACCGACGAGGACAACGAGAGCUUCUUGUUGAAGCUCAAGAACCGCAUUGACAGAGUUGGAAUUGAUCUUGCUACAAUCGAAGUGAGAUAUGAGCAUUUGAACGUCGAGACGGAGGUUCAUGCCCGAAGCAGAGCUGCGCCCAAUUUCAUUAAUUUCAGUAUCGGUUUCAUAGAGGGCCUCUUGAAUUUCCUGCACAUCCUUCCUAACAGAAAGAAACACUUGACUAUCCUGCAAGAUGUCAGUGGGAUCAUCAAACCUGGCAGGCUGACAUUGCUUUUAGGUCCUCCUAGUUCAGGGAAGACCACACUCUUGUUAGCUUUGGCUGCUAAGCUUGACCCCAAACUAAAGACGGCAGGAAAGGUUACUUACAAUGGACAUAGCUUCAAUGAGUUUGUGCCCCAAAGAACUGCUGCUUACAUAAGUCAACAUGAUCUUCAUAUUGGAGAAUUGACAGUUAGAGAAACUCUGGCCUUCUCUGCAAGAUGUCAGGGGGUCGGAACUCGAUAUGAUAUGUUGGCAGAGCUAUCAAGAAGAGAGAAAGCAGCAAAUAUAAAACCAGAUCCUGAUAUUGAUGUCUACAUGAAGGCUGCAGCAAUGCCAGGUCAGGAGGCUAGUGUUGUCACAGAUUAUGUUCUUAAGAUUUUAGGGCUAGAAGCUUGUGCAGAUACCAUGGUCGGAAAUCAAAUGAUCAGGGGUAUUUCUGGAGGACAAAGGAAGCGUGUGACCACGGGUGAGAUGCUGGUCGGGCCUGCGAUGGCGUUCUUCAUGGAUGAGAUAUCUACCGGGCUCGAUACCUCAACAACGUACCAAAUAGUGAAGUCCCUGAAGCAAGUUAAUCACAUUUUCAAUGGGACAGCUGUUAUCUCCCUUCUCCAGCCAGCUCCCGAGACUUACAACAUGUUUGAUGACAUUAUUCUUCUAUCCGAUGGCCAGAUCGUGUACCAAGGUCCUCGUGACCUUGUGCUAGAUUUCUUCGAAUCCAUGGGAUUUAAAUGCCCUGAGAGGAAGGGUAUUGCCGACUUCUUGCAAGAAGUAACGUCACGGAAAGAUCAGCAGCAAUAUUGGGCACGUAAAGAUGAUCCUUACACAUUUGUGACGGUUCGGGAAUUCGCAGAGGCAUUCCAUUCGUUUCACUUGGGAAGGAAACUCAGGGACGAGCUUUCCACUCCUUUCGAUCGAAGCAAGAACCACCCAGCUGCUUUGACUACCAAAAAAUAUGGUGUAGGAGUAAAGGAUUUGCUGCGAGCUUGUGCUUCAAGAGAAAACUUGCUUAUGAGAAGGAACUCCUUUGUUUACACUUUUAAGACCUUUCAGCUCACAGUUCAAGCAUGUAUUACGAUGACCCUCUUCUUUCGGACUCAUAUGCCUCGAGAUACCAUAACCGAUGGAGGGAUUUAUAUUGGAGCAUUGUUCUUCGAACUUGUGAUGAUCAUGUUCAAUGGAAUGGUGGAGAUUUCCAUGACAAUUGCCAAGCUCCCGGUUUUCUACAAGCAAAGAGAUCUCCUCUUUUACCCGGCAUGGGCAUAUGCUCUUCCAAUUUGGAUUACAAAGAUCCCAAUCACCUUCGUGGAGGUUGCUGUUUGGGUGUUCCUUACCUACUAUGUCAUUGGAUUUGAUCCACAUGCUGACAGGUUGUUCAGGCAGUACCUUUUGCUUGUGCUCGCCCAGCAGAUGGCAUCCGCGUUAUUUCGGACAAUUGGGGCAGUGGGUAGAAACAUGAUUCUUGCAAACACAUUUGGGUCAUUUUCUCUGCUUCUUUUCUUUUCAUUAAGUGGUGUUGUCCUUUCAAGAGAGGAAAUAAAGAAAUGGUGGAUUUGGGGUUACUGGGUAUCACCCUUAAUGUACGGGCAGAAUGCGCUAGCCGCUAAUGAGUUGUUAUCACCAAACUGGAACAAGGUUCCCUUCAAUUCAAGUUCAAACGAAACACUAGGAGUUCAAUCGUUGGAGUCGCGUGGAAUUUUUGCCAAUGCCUACUGGUAUUGGAUAGGAGUGGGGGCACUGUUUGGAUUCCUUUUGCUCUUCAACCUCACGUUCCCACUGGCUCUCACUUUCCUUGACCCCUAUGGACGAACUCAGACCAUAAAAUCAGGAGAUGAUCAAAGCAAUGACAAUGAUAAUAAAGAAGGAGGAUCAAUUCAGCUGCCGUCUCGGGGUUCUAGUCACCAACAAGUAUCAGUGAUUUCACCCAGAUCCUCAAUUACAAGGCCUGAGAUGGCAGGCGUGACUAAUAGGAACAGAGGAAUGGUCCUGCCAUUUGAGCAACACUCUAUCACUUUCGAUGAAAUCAAGUAUUCAGUUGACAUGCCACAGGAAAUGAGGAGUCAAGGUGUCGUCGAGGAUAAAUUGGUGCUCUUAGGUGGAGUAAGUGGUGCUUUUAGGCCCGGUGUUCUCUCAGCUUUGAUGGGCGUUAGCGGUGCUGGUAAAACUACUUUGAUGGAUGUGUUGGCUGGUAGAAAAACUGGAGGAUACAUUGAAGGGACCAUAACAAUAUCCGGGUAUCCAAAGAAGCAGGAGACAUUCGCUCGGAUUUCCGGCUACUGCGAACAAAACGACAUCCAUUCCCCUCAUGUUUCUGUAUAUGAGUCGUUGGUUUACUCUGCAUGGCUGCGUUUACCAGCUGAUGUCAACAAUGAAACCAGAACGAUGUUUGUUGAGGAAGUCAUGGAGCUUGUGGAACUAAAUCCACUGCGACAAGCCUUGGUAGGUUUGCCUGGUGUCAAUGGUCUCUCUACCGAGCAACGCAAAAGGCUAACCAUAGCAGUCGAACUAGUAGCAAACCCCUCUAUUAUUUUCAUGGACGAGCCAACCUCCGGGCUCGAUGCAAGAGCGGCUGCUAUUGUCAUGAGAACAGUAAGGAAUACGGUGGAUACAGGCAGAACUGUUGUGUGCACUAUCCACCAGCCGAGCAUCGAUAUAUUUGAAGCUUUCGAUGAGCUUCUCUUAUUGAAACGCGGUGGGCAAGAGAUAUAUGUUGGUCCAUUGGGUCACCAUUCUUGUCAUCUGAUCAACUACUUUGAGGGAAUCCAAGGAGUUAGCAAAAUCAAAGAUGGUUAUAAUCCAGCAACUUGGAUGCUUGAAGUCACGGCACCAGCACAAGAGCUUGCUCUGGGGAUUGAUUUUGCCGCUUUAUACAGAAGUUCGGUCUUGUAUCGGAGAAACAAGGCUUUCGUCAAAGAGUUGAGUUUACCGCCUCCUAAUUCCAAGGAUCUCUACUUCCCGACUAAGUAUUCACAGUCAACUUUCACCCAAUUAACCGCUUGCUUAUGGAAACAACAUUGGUCUUACUGGCGCAACACAAACUAUACAGCCGUUCGGCACCUCUUCAGCAUCUUCGUAGCUUUAAUGUUCGGGAGUAUGUACUGGGAUAUCGGAUCUAAAACGAACCGAAGAAUAGACUUGCUUAAUGCAAUGGGCUCAAUGUAUUCAACUGCUAUCUUCCUUGGCGUCCAAAAUGCAACUCCCGUGCAACCGGUAAUAUCAGUGGAAAGAAUAGUUUUUUACAGAGAGCGAGCUGCCGGAAUGUACUCGGCCCUGCCAUAUGCUCUAGCACAAGUUCUGAUUGAAGUCCCCUACAUCCUUGCACAAGUCAUAACGUACACCCUCAUAGUUUAUCCGAUGAUUGGGUUCGAAUGGACAGCUGAGAAAUUUUUCUGGUUUCUGUUCUUCAUGUUCUUCGUCAUUUUGAGUUACAACUACUUUGCCAUGAUAGCAGUAGGCUUGACCCCGAACCUACAAGUUGCCGGCAUCAUCUCCUAUGCAAUCUUCCCUCAAUGGAACCUCUUCUCGGGGUUCCUAGUGCCGCGAACCAGGAUGCCUGUUUGGUGGAAAUGGUUCUAUUGGGCAUGUCCCACUGCUUGGACUUUGUACGGGUUGGUGGCCUCGCAGUACGGCGAUGUGGAGGACCUGCUCGAGGACUCUGGCGGCUCGGUGAAACAAUACAUCAAAGAUUACUUGGGUUAUAGACACGACUUCCUGGGAGUGGCCGCCGUUGUGAUGGUCGCGUUCCCCAUGCUCUUUGCUUGCAUUUUCGCUGUUUCCCUCAAGGCACUCAACUUCCAGAGGCGAUAAAAAAUCUUUUCACAUUCACUAUCGGCAUAUGGCGAGGCCGGUAGCAUUCCCAUUGCGGAUUGAAGGGGCGAAUUCGGCACUCAUGUCAUGAACAGUAUGCUUGCAGAGAUCAUUUCCAGUUUGAACUACUGAUUUUAAGGAAGGGCAACUGAUUCACAGAGUCAGUCAGUCCUAUAUAUAUUAGUUUCUUAACCGGAUCAGUUCGUGCAAAAUUUGGAUAUCAAGUAGGAUUACAGGUGUUCAUGUAACGCGGAUGAUAUGUUUUAGGGGAAACAAAAGUUCAGACAAGACCAGGAUUAUAUAAUCUUUCAUUUCUGAUGGUAUUGGCUUCAUUUCUUUAGCCACAACACAACCGAGCCAAA